AUGACUUUCUCUGAGCUAAGCAAUGGAAGCUUGAGUGGGAACCGGACAGGACAGGGUGGCCAGAGCACUGCCAACCGAUCCUGGGGGCUGCAAAGUGAGGAGACCCCCGAGGGCAACGGCACCACGCUGACUUUUGCCUUGGACGUGCAGGCGGUGGGCGUCGGGGUCUUCCUGGCCGUCUUCAUCCUCUCGGCCAUCGUGGGGAACAUCCUCGUCAUCCUCUCUGUGGCUUGCAACCGGCACCUGCAGACAGUCACCAACUACUUCAUUGUCAACCUGGCCAUCGCUGACCUUCUGCUCAGCACCACCGUGCUGCCUUUCUCGGCCACCUUGGAGGUGUUGGGCUUCUGGGUGUUCGGCCGCAUCUUCUGUAACAUCUGGGCAGCGGUGGACGUGCUGUGCUGCUCCGCCUCCAUCAUGAGCCUGUGUAUCAUCUCUGUGGACAGGUACAUCGGCGUCAAGUACUCCCUCAAGUACCCCACCAUCAUGACCGAGAGGAAGGCUGGGGUCAUCCUCGUCGUGGUCUGGCUCUCGUCCAUGGUCAUCUCCAUCGGGCCGCUACUGGGAUGGAAGGAGCCUCCACCACCGGAUGAGAGCAUCUGCAGCAUCACCGAAGAGCCUGGCUAUGCCCUGUUCUCCUCCCUCUUCUCCUUCUAUUUACCCCUCAUGGUCAUCCUGGUGAUGUACUUCAGGAUCUACGUGGUGGCCAGGAGGACCACCCGGAGCUUGGAGGCUGGGGUCAAGAAGGAGAGGAAUAAAUCCAUGGAAGUUGUACUGCGUAUCCACUGCCGCAGCGUGCUGGAGGAGCCUCUCUCCAGCACCCGGAGCAAAGGGCAUAACUUCAGGAGCUCCCUCUCUGUGCGACUCCUCAAGUUCUCCCGUGAGAAAAAGGCAGCCAAGACCCUCGCCAUCGUCGUGGGUGUUUUCAUCCUCUGCUGGUUCCCUUUCUUCUUCGUCCUGCCUUUUGGUUCUUUCUUCCCAUCUCUGAAACCCUCUGAAAUUGUCUUCAAGAUCAUCUUCUGGUUGGGAUACUUCAACAGCUGCGUGAACCCCAUCAUCUACCCGUGCUCCAGCAAAGAGUUCAAGCGAGCUUUCAUCAGGCUGCUCAAGUGCCAAUGCCAGCGGAGAAGACGACCCAUCUGGCGUGUCUACGACCACCACUGGCGAGGGGCCUCUGUCAACAGCUCAGUGCAAGACUCUGAGACAGACUUGAGGCCCAGGAUUAACACCCUGAACAGCUCGUUCAUAUUUCACUCCUCCUUGCAGGAGAGAGAUAGUAAGAGGCGAACGCUCAGCUUCAAGGGCUGGAAAAUGCUCACUCCUUUCCAGAAACCAGCAUCCACUCAGCUGAAGGAGAAGAUGAACAGCCUUUCUAACAAAAUCCGAGGUGGCUCCAGCAAAGGGGGGGUGACAGCCACCUACAAAACAGAGGUGGAGUCUGUCUCCAUUGGGAUCCCUCAUGACUUCACAGAAACCAUCGACUAUCAAACCUAUGACUUAACAGACUGCUGCAGGCUGCGAGAAACAGAUAUUUGAAGCUACAUU
Molecule: messenger RNA, 1545 nt
Organism: Colius striatus (speckled mousebird)
Lineage: Eukaryota; Metazoa; Chordata; Aves; Coliiformes; Coliidae
Gene: ADRA1D
Product: adrenoceptor alpha 1D
Exons: 2
Coding region: 1-1536 (511 amino acids)
Biological process (GO): adenylate cyclase-activating adrenergic receptor signaling pathway; cell-cell signaling; positive regulation of cytosolic calcium ion concentration
Cellular component (GO): membrane
Molecular function (GO): alpha1-adrenergic receptor activity
Source: RefSeq, a predicted model, not a curated record